AGCAGAAAGGGAAUGGGCCGAUGUAGCUAGUGACGUAGAUGAGCUUGAGAAAUUCAAGUGACCUGAUUUCAGGCCUCUGGACAGAAAAAGGUCUCAAAUGGCGUUUAUGUAAACGUGUCUCGGGAAAUCCUAUCGCUCGUUCUCAAAUCGUCGUGGGAUCGCUCUCGACGUCCACGGGUACAAGCAUGGAGGAAAUGGACUUUGAGCGGCGCCGGGAGCUGAGGAGGCAGAAGCGGGAGGAGAUGCGCCUGGAAGCUGAACGGUUGUUAAGGAACGACGACGACGAGGAGGAGGCGGCCCGGGAGAGGAGGCGCCGGGCCCGCCAGGAGAGGCUGAGGGCCAGGGAGAACGAAGACCCCGCCGGGCAGCCCGACACUCAGGUCACGACCAACUGCCACAGCAUGACAGAAAGCGCCCCGGCCGCUAACUCUUUCGGCGGCGAUGAAGAGGACCAGGCGCUGCUGGACCGCAUGGCCAAACGCGAGGAGCGCAGGCAGCGCCGCCUGAAGGAGGCGCUGGAGCGGCAGCAGCAGUCGGACGAGACGGAGGGCUACGACGGCGGCAGCGCCGACAAGAGCAAGACGGAGGAAGAGGAGGAGGAGCAGAGGCCUUCCUCCUGGCGCCAGGAGAAAACGUACAGCUCGCGGAGAGAAGAGAAGGAGGUGGAGUUGGCCAGAGAGGAAGAGGAAGCUCCUCCCGAGGAGGAGAAAGUGAUGGAGGACAAGCCGAGCAGAUCCUACUUCGGAGAAGAGCUGAGCGAGCGAGGCCGUGGCAGGGAGGAGCUGAGGAAGCAGAACGGAGGCCUGCAUGAUGAGGAGGAGGAGGAGGAAGAGCAAGCAGAGGAGGAGGAGGAGGAAGUAGAGGCCAUUCCCAAGCAGCACAGGCAACCCGAAUGGACGUUCAGCGGAACCGGCGCCCGCUCCCCCGAGCCACCGGCCGACGACGGGCAGGACGACGACGGCGACGCCCGCCUGGAGGCCGAGCGCAAACUGGAGGAGCUGAAGCGCCGCCGCGACGACGCCGAGAGCGAGGAGUUCGAGCGCAUGCGGCAGAAGCAGCAGGACGCCGAGGCCCAGCUGGAGGAGCUGAAGAGGAAGAGAGAGGAGAGGAGGAAGGUCAUGGAGGAGGAGGAGAGGCAAAAGAAGCAGGAGGAGGCCGAGAGGAAAGCCAGAGAGGAGGAGGAAAAGCGGAAGAUGAAGGAGGAGAUCGAGAGGAGGAGAGCGGAGGCGGCCGAGAAGAGGCAGAAGGUGGAGGACCCGACGGAGGGCGAAGGAAAACCCUUCAAGUGCGUCAGCCCUCGCGGGUCUUCGCUCAAGAUCGGAGAGCGGACCGAGUUCCUCAACAAGUCAGCCCAGAAAAGCACAGUAAAAACGUCCCCUUCUCCCGUGGUGUCCAAGAUCGACAACAGGCUGGAGCAGUACACCUCGGCCGCUCAGAGAGAGAACAAGGAGUCGCGAUCCCCACGCCCGGGAGCCGCCGAUCUCCCGCCGGUGACGGACAGCAUACGAAACAUCAAGAGCAUGUGGGAGAAAGGCAGCGUGUUCAGCUCGCCGGGAAGCGGCGGCGGAAGCACCUUUAAGGAAGCGGCCGUGAUAAAGACGGGCGUGGCGGGCCGCAUCAACGACUGGCUGAAUAAAACCCCCGAGAGCGGCAAGGCGUCGGGAGGGAGGCCAUCGGACCUGAAGCCCGUGGACGUGACCAACAAGAGGAGUUUAUGGGAAAACAAAGGCUCCUCUCCGGCCAAGGUGUCAGGAAGAGGCGAGAGCAAAUCAGUCACCAACGGUACGGGCCACUACCGCCCUGAAGGAGCCUUUUAAAGCCGGAGCCGCGACUCUCCGAGACUUCGGCUGGACGACCAAAUACCGACCACAUUCCCAAAGAGGGACCCCAAGAAAAAGGAAGAAAAAAAAAAUGGGGGGGCAAGGGACAUAGACACACACACACGUCUCAGCAUUGUACACGAACAUUCCGACGUUUUUCUACGGUGGCCACUUUAGGUGCCUUUGCACGUUUGUAUUUGCUUUUUAAAAGAAACCAAAUGCUGUGAAAAUUUGUUAUUCCGACGCCGAAAUCCUCCCCCCACAAAAAAACCCGUCAACGUCGGUGAAGUUGAGAGUAGAUUGAAAAGUUUUCCCCAGGGUGACACCCCAAACCCCUCCCCGUCGUAAAAUUCCGUUCCAUUCUUUUUUUAAUUUAUAUUUAAAGCAAAAGCUUCACACAUUUAAUGAUUUUUAUUGCAAACCACUUCAGGAUGAAAAAAAAAAUAAUAAUAAUCAGCACUUGUAGAGUUUAGCCGGAGUCGCGUUUAUUACGUCUCACAGUAGCGCAGCAAGGGCCCGGGUCACGUACAGUACGUUAGCGCGUAUACGGUUCAUCGUACUGUAUCUUAUCUAAAAAAUAGUUAUACUCACAAGAAAAAUCGAUGUUGCUUCUUUAUUUGUAAUUUUUUUGGUUGUAUCCAUGAACAUUCCACCUACAGGCAUUGUCGGUCAUGCAAAACGCCAUUCUUAUUUUUUUUUUUUUAUCAACUUAUUUAUGUUGUGAUUUUUGUAGCUUCAGACAUUCCUCUUUCAAGCAGGUGCACGUGAUGCCUUCAAACUUUUUAUAUAUAUAUAUAUAUAAAAAUAAAAAUAAAUGUAAGAAAAAAGGGCAAGCAGCCAUUUGACCUUUGACUUUAAAAAAAGAAACUCUAUCGCUUUUACGCACCCUCUAGUAGUAGUCGGGGACGCGUCCGCUAGCGCACGGACGAGCCGCUAGCUACUUUAUCGGGCCUUACGACGCCGACGAGAAGCUAAAGCCUCGCAGGAAGGAACCGUUUACGUUCCGAAGAAAAAAUUUGUGUUUUUGAACGAGCAUUCCUCAAGUCUUAAAUCGCUUCGACGGAUUUGCGUUCCCGCUCCGACGUCAAGACAAUCACAUUCCGCGGCCUCCGAAAAGAGCGGGAGGGGCUGGACCAAAAUCUUUUUCUCCUCUACGAAUGUGUUGCGAUGUUUGUUUUGUCACAUUUUUUUGUCGAUGUUUUUCCUUUUCUAUUUUAUUUUCCACGUUUAAACCAGCAACUCGGCGAAAGCGACGUAACUGCGCUAGCGCGCAGGCGGCCGUUACGUCGGUCUCGGCGACGAGCGACACUCGCGAUGUCACGCGCGCUUCCCAGCGGGCGGAUGUUUUCAAAAGCUUUGUACCACUGACGCAGCAACGGAAAUAAAGACAUUGAGACCUGA
Molecule: messenger RNA, 3221 nt
Organism: Syngnathoides biaculeatus (alligator pipefish)
Lineage: Eukaryota; Metazoa; Chordata; Actinopteri; Syngnathiformes; Syngnathidae
Product: non-muscle caldesmon-like
Exons: 14
Coding region: 39-1817 (592 amino acids)
Biological process (GO): angiogenesis; actin filament bundle assembly; muscle contraction
Cellular component (GO): actin cytoskeleton
Molecular function (GO): calmodulin binding; actin binding; myosin binding
Source: RefSeq, a predicted model, not a curated record